AAUUUAUAUUGAAUGACUGACAACCAAUUUGACAAUUAGAAUGAAUUUGAUGAAAUGGUAAACUUCAACUUUGUCAUUCAUAUUCAUUUAAAAAAGAGAAGCGCUAGAAAAACACAAACGAUUAUUGUUGGUAUUCCAGAUGAAUUUGAUUUAAAUAAGAUUAUUAGAUUUUGGAAGAAACAAUUUAACUGUACUGGUGGUAUUAUUUCAAAAGAUGAAGACUAUGGAGAUUAAGUCACAAUUAGAUUGACAGGAGAUAAUAGAUAGUAAAUUGCCAAAUUUUUAGUGGAAGAAGGAAUAGCGUUAUAAGAUAACAUUAAAGUCCAUGGUAUUUGAUAUAUCAAAUGAUAUUUAUAAACUAUUUAAAUAUUGCCAAUCA
Paramecium tetraurelia is the source of this 379-nucleotide messenger RNA. RefSeq lists its product as uncharacterized. The record is from RefSeq and is a predicted model, not a curated record. The transcript is spliced from 3 exons. Lineage: Eukaryota; Ciliophora; Oligohymenophorea; Peniculida; Parameciidae. Gene Ontology annotation, biological process: translational initiation. Gene Ontology annotation, molecular function: translation initiation factor activity; RNA binding.